This is a messenger RNA of Talaromyces marneffei, 819 nucleotides long. RefSeq lists its product as uncharacterized. Lineage: Eukaryota; Fungi; Ascomycota; Eurotiomycetes; Eurotiales; Trichocomaceae. The transcript has 3 exons. The record is from RefSeq and is a predicted model, not a curated record. Bases 1 to 819 code for a protein of 272 amino acids.
AUGCAUCUUAACGAGCAACCUCCGUCAUACGCACAAGCCGCCAACACCCCCCCGCCAGCAUACGUCCACAAGACUGACAACGAUAAUUCAAAUACCGAAUUCAUUGAAACCUCGAGUCACCACCGACUCGAUUUUGACGUCCUUAAUUCCUUUAUGAAUUCUGGUGGUCAUCGUGCCAGCUACAAUGACAACAACCGCAACAACAUGCAGCCAGCCCCCCGACGCUCUGAAUCAUGGUUCGAUCGCAUGUUCCAGGUCAACACUCGAGGGUAUCACACAUUCAGCAAAGUAGAUACUCAAAUGGGGAGCUGGGGUCUGGUCUGCAUCGCAAUCCAGUGUGUUACAGCAGCGGUCCUGCUUUGCGUUUCUGGUGUCGCUAUCAAAUUGUAUCAGAAUCCUUGGAAUCAGUCGCAGGUCAUUGGCGGUGAGACUCUAUCCUAUGCUCUAGCCGGGUCGAUAUUGAGCUGUGUCACGGGAUCGCUUGCUUUAUGUUUCGCUUUCUUCGUCUACCUUAACCCUAUCUGGGGUCUGGUAUUCCACACGAUCCUAACCUUGAUGUACGCAGGCAGCAGCGCAUUGCUUGGAUAUGGCUCUUAUAUCACGCGCAAUAAUAACGUGUGCAUUAAUCAGGACACCGGCACAGAGAUCCACGACUGUUACAAUAUUCGUCUAUCGGCUGGUUGGCGAUGUGGGAUGGUUGUGAUUGCCCUGUGUGCUAUCAAUGUGAUUACACCGUUGAUAUACUCGCUGAAAUGGGUCAUUACAUGGCUGGCCGUCAGAAAUAAGCGGUCGUCGAGGGAUGUCAAUCAAGUCGUCUAA